Acanthoscelides obtectus is the source of this 333-nucleotide messenger RNA. The record is from the annotation of a GenBank genome assembly. NCBI's taxonomy places the organism in Eukaryota, Metazoa, Arthropoda, Insecta, Coleoptera, Chrysomelidae.
AUGAAAAUAAAAUACUUUCUAAAGGCUUCCAAACCAAACUCACCUGAGGCUCUGCCUAUCGGCCAACGAGACAUAACUAAAACACUAUUGCAAAAAUGGAACAACAUUUUUGACAGUUUUGUGAAGAGUUAUAAAAAAAAUAAAACUCUUAAGUCAGGCUCUAGUUUUAGAAGAAUAAGAAAGUACAUCUUCCACGAUCAGUUGCAAUUCCUUGCAAAAACAAUCGAACACAAUACUACAACAUCCAGUAUUUCACAAGAAAAAAAUACCGAAACGAUGGCGCAACAGAAUGUAGAUGAUAGUAGCAAUGAAGGCGAUUCUCAAAUUGAUUAG